This is a messenger RNA of Culex pipiens pallens (northern house mosquito), 7615 nucleotides long. It is a transcript of the gene Mctp, whose product is annotated as multiple C2 and transmembrane domain-containing protein. The transcript has 15 exons. The coding region runs from base 477 to 3182 and encodes 901 amino acids. Gene Ontology annotation, cellular component: synaptic vesicle membrane. Gene Ontology annotation, molecular function: calcium ion binding. NCBI's taxonomy places the organism in Eukaryota, Metazoa, Arthropoda, Insecta, Diptera, Culicidae. Gene Ontology annotation, biological process: regulation of neurotransmitter secretion. The record is from RefSeq and is a predicted model, not a curated record.
CAUCGUGACUACCUGAAAAAGAAAGAAGCAAAAGUCAAGAAGAGUAAAAAGGAAAAAUCACAACCGUGAAUAAAUUCUGCAAGCCCCCUCCUCAAAAGUAAAAAGGGAUAAUAAUGUAACAAGUUUCCCGGAGGGGGCCAGGUCCUAGAGCCUAGAGCGGAGAAAUUGCCCAAAAACCGGGACCACCUUCUCCAGAGUUGGCAGACCAAACGCGAUGAUUUUGCUGCAGCCGUCGACGGCAGUUUCAACAGACAUCGUCAACGUCAACGCUGCCAAAGCCACCACCGCAGCAGGUGGCUGCCAAACGGAACCGGAGGGAUCGUCAUUAUUGCCGCCUGCGAAACGUGGGCCUGCCUUAAGCAACCAGUAGGGCUUGCGUGCGUAAUAUUCACUAGUGGUGCAAGUGCGGUGUUGUACCAUUUUGGGCGGCGAGGUGCGCGCAGAAAACAACAGUCGUCCCGUGUUCAGCAGCGGAUAUGGCCGACCUCUCCGUGGCGACGUCCAGCGGCAGCAGUGGCAAACGUUCUCGACUGAAUCUAGAAUCGAAAUGCUCGUCGUUGCGCAAGCACCUCAGCAAGUCCGCGUCCGAGCUCAGCUGUAACGACUGCGGCGGUUCCGGCGACUCGCCGCAGUCCUCGCCCCAGCGGGCCCGCAGCGCGGUCAACCCGAGCAUCCCGGGCGUCAUCCAGCGGACGCACGGCUUCUUCAACACGCUAAGGAAUCGUUGGUCCCGCGGCCGCAGUAAAGAACGCCUCCGCGGUUCCUGCGGACAGGAGCUGGAACGGCACGACAGCCAGAGCGACUACGCGGCGGACAACAGCUCGGAGCACAGCAGUUCGGCCACCCCGCAGACCCAGUCGCCGCGGCAUCGGGCCCAAACGUUGAGCGAUUCCCCGCUGGCGGCCCGUCCCGUCGUGAUCGAACGGAAUGCCUCAAUGAGUUCGGAGGGGACCGGCCUCAAACUGACCACGACCAAGGCGGACGUCGAGCUGGUGGCGGGCGUGAUUGCCGGAACCAGCGGGAGUGGGCUGGUGGCGAAACUUGUUGGCAACGAUGUUCCGGGCACGAGCGGGCUCGGGGUUAUUCCGGGUGGAAUUGGGGAGGAUCCACAGCGGAGGAGGGAGGCCGUCCUGAGGCAGCACUCCUUCUUUCAACUGCGGAUACAUCUGGUUAGUGGGCACAAUCUAGUCGCGAUGGACAAGAGUGGAACGAGCGAUCCGUACGUCAAGUUUAAGGUUGGAGGUCGGUUGCUGUACAAAUCGAAAACGGUCCACAAGGAGCUGAAUCCGGUGUGGGACGAAACGUUCAUCGUGCCCAUCGAGGAUCCCUUUCAACCGAUAAACAUCAAGGUAUUCGACUACGACUGGGGCCUUCAGGACGACUUUAUGGGCUCGGCCAAGCUGCAGCUGCAGUCGCUCGAACUGAACCGGGUCGAGGAGAUGACCAUCAGGCUGGAGGAUGCGCAGCGGGCGAACAAGGACCUCGGGGAAAUCCGGCUGAACGUGACGCUGUGGCCAAAGACGCAGGAAGAUAAGGAGCAGUACUUUCAGCGCAACCCCAAACUGGCGGACGCGUCACGCCGGCUAAAAUCCCAGAUCUGGAGCUCGGUCGUCACGAUAGUGCUGGUCGAGGCCAAGGGACUCCCGCCGGACGCCGAGAAUGGCCUCAACGAUAUUUACGUUAGGUUUAGGUUAGGAAACGAAAAAUACAAAAGUAAAAACUCGUACCGGGCGAGGUGGCUGGAGCAGUUCGAUUUGCACCUGUUCGACGACGACCAAAUACUGGAGCUGGUAAUUUGCGGCAAGUACAACACGUUCGGCAAGUGCACGAUAGAUCUGAGAAGUCUUCCACGGGAACGAACGCACGGGAUUUGGCAGCCGCUGGAGGAGUGCACCGGCGAGGUGCAUCUCAUGCUGACCAUCAGUGGGACGACGGCGUCCGAAACCAUUACCGAUCUGACCUCGUACAAGGAAAAUCCCAUCGAAAAGGCCACGCUGCUGAAGCGAUACGCGUGGCACCACUCGCUGCAGACGCUGCGGGACGUGGGCCACCUCACGGUCAAGGUGUUUGGGGCGAACGGUCUGGCGGCGGCAGAUAUCGGAGGCAAGUCAGACCCAUUCGUAGUGCUAGAGCUAAUCAACGCUAGAUUGCAAACCCAAACCGAGUAUAAAACGUUAACACCCAAUUGGAACAAAAUCUUCACUUUUAAUGUUAAGGACAUGACGUCGGUGCUGGAAAUCACCGUAUUCGAUGAGGACCGGGACCACAAGGUGGAGUUUCUGGGCCGGGUCGUGAUCCCGCUGCUGCGGAUACGGAACGGCGAGAAGCGCUGGUACUCGCUCAAGGACAAGAAGAUGUACAGCCGGGCGAAGGGGACGCAACCGCAGAUUCUCCUGGAGAUGACGGUGGUGUGGAACAAGGUGCGGGCGGCGCUCCGGGCCCUGGAACCGAAGGAGGAAAAGCUGGUCCUGCAGGAGGUCAAGUUCAAGCGGCAGCUUUUCCUGCGGAACGUUACGAGACUGAAAGCGAUUAUCGUGUACUUUAUAGACGUAGGACAAUUUGUUCAGAGUUGCUUCGAGUGGGAAUCGCCGGUGCGGUCGUUUAUCGCGCUGGUUUUGUGGAUCUGCGGCUGCAUUUGGUUCGACAUUUCGACGAUUCCGGCGGCGGCGCUUCUGUACUUGCUGAAAAACUGGCUGAUACGAUGGCUAACGGGUUCAGCCUCACCGUCCACGGCGGACGAAUACGAUGUAGCUAGCGAUGAUGAAGACGACGAUGAUAAGGAGAAGGAAGAGAAAAAGACGAUAAAGGAAAGACUGCAAGCCAUCCAGGAAGUUUCGCAAAGUGUGCAAAAUACGAUCGGCUACCUGGCGUCGCUAGGGGAAAGCGUGAAAAACACCUUUAACUUUUCCGUCCCCGAGCUGAGCUGGUUGACGGCGACGCUGCUGCUGGCCGCCGCCCUGGUGCUGCACUACAUCCCGAUCCGGAUGCUGCUGCUGCUGUGGGGCCUGAUCAAGUUCAGCCGGCGGCUCAUCCGGCCGCACAGUGUGCCCAACAACGAAGUGCUCGACCUGCUGUCGCGGGUGCCGGACGAUGAGGAAAUUAUCAUGUGGCGCGAGUUGCCACUUCACUCGACGCCCGAGCUGGCCCGGAGGGACCCACGCAAGAAACACAAAACCUCGUAAUGCCACCAAACCACCCUGAAGCGGUACUUUAGGGAACAUCUUAGGAAGGCUCUAAAUAUCAAAAAGGAAACCUAGAACAAAAAACUCACAACGCAUUAGGGCUUUAACUUCUUAACCUUAAACACACACUAUCUCUCUAUCUCUCUCUAGCUAACUCUAGUGUUCAUCGACGAAUCAGUAGAUUUUUUGAUAGAUAAACAAACAAACAAUUUUUCCCCCGAAAUACUUCCAUUCUUCAUAUAGCUUUUGAGCGGAGAAGUAAAAGUACUAAAAACGCACUAAACUGCAUGAGGACGAAAGCGCUUUUACCAUUUAUCGGGUCUAGUCUAGUUCAAGUUUUUUGAGUUACCUCUAUUAUUGUCACGUUUAGAAAAGGAAACAUUUAAACAAUCUCAAUCCAUUUAAGCGAUUUAUUCCAAGAAACCUUAAAACAAUCCAGUCUCUCCAAACUUUUACAAGAAAACAACCAAAACCAAUCCCAACCAACUCUAUAGAAGAUAUUUAGUCUAUAUUGUUACUGUAAAAAAAGAUAAUUAGUGAAAACAAAUAAAUGGUUUGUUAACUAAAAACGAAAAAAAAGAAAGAAAAUUAAGGUGAUUUGUCAAUUUCUCACUUUACUCUUUUACCAGUUUUUUCAUUGUUGUCGUUUGAAAGUUUUUAUAUUUAAAACAACAUAGUUAGUUAGUUAGCAACUCUUAGCCACACAUCACAUUAGCACCCUAUUUAGAAAACGCAUCUAAUCGAGCAACAACAACAACAAAAAUCGAAUCAAUGCUAGUGAUACAUAGAGAGGCCAUACGCUGAAAAAAUUAAACGCAGAACUGCUUGUUCAAUCAUUCUCAAUUCCCCAACACCCCCGCGCUUGUCACAAGCGGGAACCAAGUCACGUCACGUCACGCGUUCCCCCGGAAUCCGUCCAACUCAUAACUACCAUGAGCGCAAAAAAUGCAACUUCAUUGUCGAACGAAUCAGAAUCGCGAAAAAAAGCUGUGUUGUAAAUAUUAAUACUAGCGAAAUUGAGAGAAAAAAAACAAGAAGAAGAAACGACGAAUCAUUCAUUUACAAAUCGAGUAACUUGCAGUAUUGUCUUACUUAACAAUCAUCAUCAGAAAUAAACAACAAAGCUUCUAUUUUUUAUAAAUAUUAUCGUUGCACGUCAAAACCAUACUUGUGAUUGUCAGUCAUUCCACUUUGAUUCACUUUUGAUUCGAGUGUUGCAAGUUUACGUACAAUUUAUCGAUUAAGACACCAAUUAUGAAACCAAACAACGGUCAAAUUCAUGAAAAAACUACCAACCGAUUGACUGAUUUUCUAAUAAGUUAGAAUCCCAACCCCCAAACCCGAAAUUUCCUCUGCCACCGAAACGUUAACCCUCGCGCACUUUUUGUAAAAAAUAAAAAAAUAAUUAGAUAGCGUCAAUUGUGUACAAAAAAAACAUAAAUAACUUUAAAAAUGCUCUAUUUCUGUCGCAAAUUUUUGCGUUUUGUUUGUUGUGGGAAUGUUUUAUAAAGUUUAAAGCUUUUUUCCUCCAGAGAGGGAAGCACCUUUGUUACUGUAAUCGAUAAGUGCACCCCUUCACUAGAAGUGAAUACCUGCUAAUGGAAUGAAAUGUUUAAAAAUAAGUUUUUUUAAAUGCUGGAGAAGAUGUGUGACCGGUUCAAUUGCUUUGAAAUGAAAAUAAAAUCUUGAAAAUAUUCGCAUUGCGAACGAUAAAAACUUGUCGAAUAAUAAUUUAAAAUAUUUUUGCUGAAGAAUUCGUUAGCCCAAAUCGUAAUUUGUAUUGCAAAAAAUAGUUUUUUUUUGCAACUCCAUUGAAAAACUACUUACUUUUCCUGUCAUUAUCGAAUAAACAAACGGCUUACUUUUCUCACCAAAAAUAACAGAAUCGAAAAGUAAUACUUUUGAGCACUUAAAUGCUAUCAAGUUGGAAUUUUUACUACUUGUAUCUUGAGAAGAAAUCUACUGAUCGAUUUGUUGUCAUUGAAAAGUUGUAGUUGUAGUUAUCGAAAAAUCAUUUCAGAAAAAAAAUGUUACACUCUAAAAAAUUACUCUACGAAACACGAAUUUAUAAAUUUUAGAUUAUUAUUUUUGAUAUUUUUAAGGUGACCAUAAAGGUUUCUUGUGAGCCACAAAGAAGUAUUGGCAAAAUGUUGCCGCCGAGGAAUGCAUUAAAAAAAUAUUGAAAAAAUCAAAUUUCAAAAAACUAGAUUUAUCUUGCCAUACAUUUUUGUUCGAAAAUCGAAUUUGCAAUCGAUAUGUUCUUGACAAAUAUUUGAUGAUCGAUUUAAAAUCAUUUGUUUUUUACUUUUCAAAAGUAGUGCAUAUGAGUGCAUACUUCUUCAAAAAAAAAUUUUCUAACUAAGAAAAUCAUCUAUAAAAUUGUCUAACAAACAACUCAGCCUCUCAAUAAAAAAAAUUAAAGUUUUCUAAGUGCCGCCCAAACAGCACUCAAUUUCCAAAUGCCGAAAAUGAUUGUCUUAAUUUUGAAAUUUGCAAAUAUUUUUUUAAGAAAUAAAAAAAAACAAAAAUGAUGCAAAUUUUAAUCAAUCAGAAAAUUUAAUAAUUAUUGUCAUGAAAUUUGCUGAUUUCGUGGAGAAUCGCACAUGUUCAAGAUUUUUUUUUUCGAUUCAUUUGUCUGUUAUUGUCUUAUGAUUUUUUAACAACUAAUAAUUCUAACAAAUAUGAUCAUCUAGAUGUUUGAGCUUGUUAUUUCAUGCCGAUAAUCCUUUAAAUAACCGGUUAUAACCAAUUCAAUAAUUCAUUUUUGUUUAAAUAAUUUCAACCAACAACUCUCAUGCUGAUGAAUGCUGCUGCAUAAUGUAAAUUAUAAAAAUACGUCAUUAACAAAGCAACUGUUUUUUGUCAACUUUAAAUGAAAUAGUUAAAUUUUAUGUAAAUAGAAAAAGCGUGUAUUUUUAUGUCAGUGUUUUUUUUUUUUUUUUUUUUUUUUUGAACGAAUGCAAUUUUCAAAUUACGAAAUAGAAAAAUAUUUAAAUAACCUACGCCCUUCUAAAUUGUGAUUCUCGAGUGCAACUGGCUCCAUAUACACACAAAUUACAUAAAUAAGCAAUUUUCUAAAAAUUUUCGUUGAAAUCGGAGAGGGUCGAGCGAAAAAAUACCUGAACAAUUCCUGAUUUGGGCUGAAAUUGCUCAUUGGUGAUUUUAACCCUUUUAAAAUGUUAAUAACCAGUAACCCAAAUAAUUGGUUCUCCUCCAGAAUUUUUUGAGAAAUUCUAGAGAAUUAAUGAGCCUAGAAAUAACCUCUUUUGCUUUGCAUACUGAAGAUUUUCGACAAUUGUGCAAAUUAAUUUUCAAAACUUAUACUUUUAAAUUAACUAUAUUUUCCCGCCUAUUUAAUUUCAAAAAUAUAUUCUAAAUAAAUGAAAAUCCAUUCAAAAUUUGAAUUUUGCGACACUCGUGUUGCAAAUUAGGAAAAUUAACCAAAUUUUGUUGUUCAAAUUAUAGAACUAAUACACUUUGAAUUAACAAAUAUUUAAACUUUAGUAACGAAGUUAAUUAAAUUUUCAGAAAAUACAUAUAACUUUCAUGUUCGUUACAUUUGUUUAUUAAGUGUACUAAUUUUUAUUGCCGUUUCUACCGGAACAUUCACCAAAUUUAACAUUCAAAUCUAAAUAAAUAAGAUAUUUUGAAACCUUUUCAAUAACACUUACAGUUUCUAGUUUAGAACGUAUCUAGAGUUUUUUUAUUAGGUCCUACACAUAAAAGACAAUAGCUUAUAGGACCUUUUAAAAAAAACUCUAGAUAUUUUAUCGGCACGGUCGCAAAUUGUCAAAGGAAUCCGAAGAUGUAGUCCAUUUUGAAAUGCAACGUCAUUUUUGAUGAUUAAAUAAAAAAUCGUUAUUUCUGUUGAACUUAUUAAGAAAAGUUUCAAAAUAUAUGAGCUGAUCUCACAUCUUCAACCAGCACUUUCAAAGUUUCAUUCCAUUUAAACAAUGCACAGCAUUAGAUAGGACAGCAUAUAAAAAAAAUCAAAGAAAUCCACUUACAUCAAAUCCAUUGACCAACAAUUCAGUCACUCUCUUUCACAAUUCUAGUUUGUUUAUCACUCGAAACUGGCCCCAUAUCAUCAAAAUGGGUCACCUUCAAACUUUUGCAAACUUGAACGACUUUCGUUUUGUUUUAAGCCAAAACUAGAAGAAGAAAAAAAACUGAUACUUAAUAUCGCCAGCAUAAUAAAAAAAGCAUAACAUUCAGCUUCCAUCAAUCAAUCAUAAAUAAAAGCACAUAAACUUUGCUUGACCAUGGCUUCAAUAGACUCGUUUAUAGGCAGCACGGCAAAAAGAGGUAAUGAAUCAUAAACAAAACAAUCCAUUGAACCCGAAAUUUGCUGCACCCUGAGGCAGUGAAAGUGACACUCCCCUUUGCUCUGGUUGAUCAUGAAAUGAAAGAUUCACACCAUCUACCUAAAAUCA